UUCACUGACAAAUGGAGGACUUGAGUUCAAAGACAGAAACCCCCGAAUAUGUGAUGUGAAUGUGAUGUGAACCACACUAUUCCUAGUUUCCAAAUUCCACCCACAUUAUAAUAUCAUCUUCACACUCCCAACAACAUUAACCAUUGAUCAACCUUCCUUCCCUUAAGUAGUUAACAAUUUCUCCCACCUUCCCUUCUCAGUUUCUCUCACAAAUUUGCAUUUUUAUGUUCUCUUUGCACUUUUCUCCCAUAUGGGGCUCAAAAUCUUCAUGGCCUCCUUCAUGAUGACCUCAAUCUUGUUCUUUCUCCUCUUCAUCCCCACAAGAUUGACCGUACAAUUCUCCACCCUGAGGCCACCUGUAAACUACUUCAGUGUCCCCCCCAAGAGCAGCAAGGCCUAUCCAGUUACUUUUGCAUACUUGAUCUCUGCAUCAAAGGGAGAUGUUGUGAAGCUCAAGAGGCUGAUGAAGGUGCUGUACCAUCCAGGGAACUACUAUCUGAUCCAUGUGGAUUAUGGUGCUCCACAGGCUGAGCAUAGAGCAGUGGCAGAAUUUGUGGCUAGUGAUCCUGUUUUUGGCCAAGUGGGGAAUGUUUGGGUUGUGGGGAAGCCUAAUUUGGUCACAUAUAGAGGACCAACUAUGCUUGCUACCACUCUCCAUGCUAUGGCAAUGCUUCUCAGGACCUGCCAAUGGGAUUGGUUUAUUAAUCUUAGUGCUUCUGAUUAUCCCUUGGUUACACAAGAUGAUCUGAUCCAAGCGUUUUCUGGGUUGCCAAGAAGUACCAAUUUCAUACAGCAUAGCAGUCAAUUGGGUUGGAAAUUCAAUAGGAGAGGGAAGCCAAUAAUCAUAGAUCCGGGGCUUUAUAGCCUUAAUAAAUCAGAAAUUUGGUGGGUCAUUAAGCAAAGGAGCCUGCCAACAUCUUUUAAGCUGUACACAGGUUCGGCUUGGACAAUACUAUCAAGAUCUUUUGCAGAAUAUUGCAUAGUGGGGUGGGAAAAUUUGCCAAGGACCCUCCUCCUCUACUACACCAACUUUGUGUCAUCCCCAGAAGGAUAUUUCCAAACAGUUAUAUGCAACUCUGAAGAUUACAAGAACACCACUGUUAACCAUGAUCUUCACUACAUUACUUGGGACAACCCUCCAAAACAACACCCUAGGUCUCUAGGACUUAAGGAUUAUAGGAGAAUGGUUCUUACUAGCCGCCCGUUCGCCAGAAAAUUCAAGAGAAAUGAUCCAGUGCUUGAUAAAAUUGAUAGAGACCUUCUGAAAAGGUAUCAUGGGAAAUUUUCUUAUGGGGGAUGGUGCUCUCAGGGUGGAAAAUACAAAGCAUGUUCAGGUUUGAGAACUGAGAAUUAUGGUGUGCUUAGGCCUGGUCCAUCCUCAAGAAGGCUGAAAAAUCUGCUAACAAAACUUCUCUCUGAUAAAUUUUUUCACAAACAAAAGUGCAGGUAAUAACCUUCUGAUUUCUCCAUUGAAUUGGUGGUCACUCUACUGAAAUUUUGGUUAUAAUAUAAUAAUUAUCAUUUUUUUUUACUUCU
Messenger RNA from Glycine soja, 1536 nucleotides. RefSeq names its product beta-glucuronosyltransferase GlcAT14A-like. Bases 251 to 1450 code for a protein of 399 amino acids. Gene Ontology annotation, molecular function: glucuronosyltransferase activity. Gene Ontology annotation, cellular component: membrane. The transcript has 4 exons. The record is from RefSeq and is a predicted model, not a curated record. Lineage: Eukaryota; Viridiplantae; Streptophyta; Magnoliopsida; Fabales; Fabaceae.